Molecule: messenger RNA, 870 nt
Organism: Didymella exigua CBS 183.55
Lineage: Eukaryota; Fungi; Ascomycota; Dothideomycetes; Pleosporales; Didymellaceae
Exons: 2
Coding region: 1-870 (289 amino acids)
Biological process (GO): polyprenol catabolic process; dolichol-linked oligosaccharide biosynthetic process
Cellular component (GO): endoplasmic reticulum
Molecular function (GO): 3-oxo-5-alpha-steroid 4-dehydrogenase activity
Source: RefSeq, a predicted model, not a curated record
AUGGCCUUGUCAGUGCCUGGGAGUCAGUCCGACGCCCUCCUCCACCCCGCAGUCCUCUUGCGCGCCUUCUACCUAGCCGCCUCUCUUCUUAUUGUUGUCAUACACACUGUCCCUGCCCUGCGCUGCCGCUUUCUUGCCUACGGCUCUCGUGCGACCUCGCCGUCUGCUCAGGAACCCGCACCGCGUCAGCCUGCCGCCGUCACCCAGCUGCUGGAUUACGCUGCAACUAUCCAGGUGCCACACAACUACUUCACCCACUUCUAUGUCCUCUCAGUCGCGUGCUCGCUGUUCUGGGCAUGGCAGCUGCGCAUAUGGGACGCCUCGGCGCAGCUGCAGGUCGUGUGGGCGCUGAUGCUUCUUCAAGGCGUGCGCCGCGUGCUCGAGUCCAGUGUCUUCACUUCGACGAGUAAGAGCAAAAUGUGGUUCGCGCACUGGCUGCUUGGGCUCGUUUUCUAUUUCACCAUCAACAUCGCCAUCUGGAUAGAGGGGGAGGACUCUGCUAGCGUCCUGGCAGAUCGAGAGACCAAGAUCUUGGUCCCUGCAAUCCUCACUGCCCAUGCACUCCAGCACUCCUACCACGCCUACUUGUACGAGCUGCGCGCCGAGAACAAGGGUUACCGACUUCCCACCCAUCCAAUCUUCUCGAAUCUGCUGUGUCCGCACUACACCUGCGAGACCGCCAUAUACCUCCUGCUGUCUUUUCUGGCAGCUCCUAGUGGCCAGAUUGUCAACUGGACGCUUUUUUGCGCUACCGUGUUUGUGGCCGUCAAUCUUGGAGUGACUGCCAUCGGCACAAAAGAAUGGUACAUGGAGAAGUUUGGCAAAGACAAGGUAGGUCCGAGGAAAAGAAUGGUACCCGGAAUCUGGUAG